This is a messenger RNA of Aegilops tauschii subsp. strangulata, 648 nucleotides long. Its product is annotated as cell number regulator 13-like. Gene Ontology annotation, biological process: cell surface receptor signaling pathway. Lineage: Eukaryota; Viridiplantae; Streptophyta; Magnoliopsida; Poales; Poaceae. The record is from RefSeq and is a predicted model, not a curated record.
AUGGCUCUAUGGACUGGGCUGGGUCAGGCCGCGACGGUGGCGCAGCUGGUCGGCACAGACGUCGGCGGGCUCAUCUCUAUGAUUGUGCAGGCUGCGCUAACGGCUCGGCAGAAUAGGUCCGAGUGUGAGCAGCUCGUGCGUCGGGUCCUUAUGAUCGCCCAGCUGCUGCCUCACGUGCAGGAACAAGAGGCGGCUCGGCCGCUGGCUGAGCUGGGCGACACACUUCGGGAUGCCCAAGAGCUCGUCAUGUCCUGCCAAGGCAGGAGCGCCGCGUACCAGUUCGUCAUGGCCGGGAGGCAGGCCCAAAAGUUCCGGGCCGUGCAUAGCAGGAUUGACUCCUAUCAAUUCCUCUUCCCCGUGAUCAGCCACAUUGGCAUAACACGUCGCCUUGGACUAACCUACAAUGUCCUUGUACGGGAGGAUUCGAACGUAGUAGAACCGUCCACACUUCCACAACUGCAGGAGGAGUGGCCUGACGCGGUGCCGAACUUGGAGGAGGAAGAGUGGCCUGACAUGUUGGCGGACUUGAAGGAGCAGGACUCUGCUGAGGCGGUGGCUGAUGACUUGGAGGAGCGGGAGUCUGCUGACGCGGUGGCGGACUUCAAGGAGGAGUCGGUUGACGCGGUGUCGGUGACCUUGGAAAGAUGA